Molecule: messenger RNA, 1293 nt
Organism: Hydractinia symbiolongicarpus
Lineage: Eukaryota; Metazoa; Cnidaria; Hydrozoa; Anthoathecata; Hydractiniidae
Product: tigger transposable element-derived protein 6-like
Exons: 3
Coding region: 1-1293 (430 amino acids)
Cellular component (GO): nucleus
Molecular function (GO): DNA binding
Source: RefSeq, a predicted model, not a curated record
AUGACAAGCUCCUGGAACGAAACCACGCUCCCAACCAUUCUGUCGAAUUACAAAUUGGAGGACACUUUCAACGCAGACGAAUUUGGUUUGUUUUACCAAUGUCUUCCCGGGAAAACAUACCACCUCAAAGGAGAAAGGUGUUCUGGGGGGAAGAAGAGCAAGUUGAGAUUCACUGGAAUGGCCGCAGCAAGUGCUACUGGAGAAAAGUUGCCAAUGUUCGUCAUUGGCAAAUCAAAAAAACCUCGCUGCUUAAAUAACAUCAAACAUCUCCCUUGCCAAUACACAUCACAAAAGAAAAGUUGGAUGGAUAGUGAAAUAUUUAAAAACUGGGUCCGGAAACUGGACCAAAAGUUUCGUGUAGACGGGAGAAAAAUCUUUCUUAUAAUCGACAACUGUCCAGCACACCCAUCGAUCUCGAACUUAACAAACAUUCAUCUCGUUUUUUUGCCCCCUAACACAACGUCUGUGUUGCAACCGAUGGACCAAGGUGUCAUACGAAGUCUAAAAGCGCAUUACCAAAGGAGAGUUGUACGUUUGCUGUGCAGUCCUUUGGAGAACAACAAACCUUUGCCAAAGAUUUCAAUUUUAAGCGGAAUGAAGAUAUUGGCUGAUUCUUGGGAGGCUGUAACUAAACAAACCAUCAUCAAUUGUUUUAAGAAAUCUGGAAUCUCUUCUACAGGACAACAGGAUGCUAUUGCUGAUUCGGAUGACCCAUUUAAAGAUCUUCAAAAAAGUUUGGAUGAUUUAAGAGAGGCUGAUCCAUCAUUGGUACCAAAUGAUCUCAGUGCUAAUGAUCUUGUGACCUUGGAUGAUGAGGUUAUCGCAACCGCCCCUCAAAUCUCUAAUGAGGAUAUCAUUGAUGAAUUUCGGAAAUCUCAGGACGACGAAGCUGAAGACGAUGGCAGUGACAUGGAGGAUGAUUCAUUUGAUAUAGUUGUCGAAAAACCAUCAAGAUCAAAAGUCGAGUGUAGUAUUGAUCUUUUGAAAGAUCUAUUACUAGUGAUGUUAAAACGAGCUAACGUCCUGCAGUCUCCGCAUCGGAGGUUUUCGCGAUCUCCAUGUCGGAGGUUUGUAAAAAUCACGAAUUACUCAGUCGUUAAUGACAGUAAAACAGACGUGCUUGCUAUGGGGGAUGUAAAAUCUGUAAACUUAAAACAAACAAGUGUGCCAGAUGUGGUAUUGAACGACGCUACGUGUGAUGAUGGAAGCAAAACAAAUUGCUGUCAAUCUAUUGAUAUCAAAUGGUUUGACCUGACAGAGAUAUUCAUCUCUUUUCUUCCUUUUAAAGAAUAG